This is a messenger RNA of Ixodes scapularis (black-legged tick), 3322 nucleotides long. RefSeq names its product cytochrome P450 3A14. The record is from RefSeq and is a predicted model, not a curated record. Gene Ontology annotation, molecular function: oxidoreductase activity, acting on paired donors, with incorporation or reduction of molecular oxygen; iron ion binding; heme binding. NCBI's taxonomy places the organism in Eukaryota, Metazoa, Arthropoda, Arachnida, Ixodida, Ixodidae. The transcript has 14 exons. Bases 338 to 1642 code for a protein of 434 amino acids.
UUCUUCGUCACAAUAUCAUCAAGAUAAGCUUUCACGCCAGGAAUACCUGCCAACAACGUGUCGAUGACUCGUCGGAACAUUCAGGGCGCCACCAAAAUUCCAAACGGCAGCCGUCCGACCUUAAACAGCCCCUUUGUCGUGUUGACUGAGGAAGACAUUUUCCUACUUCAGGAGCAUAGGCAUACCCGGACCUCCGCCAAAUUUAAUAUGGGGUAACAUACGAGAAUACCACAAAAACGGAUUUUACAAGGCGUUGAACGAAUGGUGCCAUACUUAUGGUGACAUUUUUGGAUUCUACAACGGUGACGUCCCAACGCUAGUUGUGAAGGACCUGGACAUGCUAGAGUACAUCUUCGUCACAAACUUCCAAAACUUUACUGACCGCGGCGUAACCAUGAGAACCGACGAAAUGCACUCUUCUCUCGGGAAGUGCAUUUUGAAUGCAAAGGGAGCCCAGUGGAGAAAGCUGCGCGGCUACGCUUCCCUUGGAUUUUCUAUAACGAAGCUAAAACAGAUGAUGCCUCAUAUCAGCGGGCAGGCUGACGUUCUUCUCGACCACCUGGGGGAAGUGUCCGACCUCGGGAGAGAGCUGUCCACGUUCGACACGUUUCAGGCUUUGGCAAUGGACAACGUAGGCCGGAUCUUCUUUGGACUGAACAGCACAUUUCAGCACAACGUCCACGAUGCCUUCAUUUCUAAGGCCUUCAACGUUAUACCCCAAAUGAUGACCGGGCCCUUCCAUUUCAUUGCACAUUGCACGACUUCUUUUGGAAAAAUCAUGAAGCCACUCUUCUGGUUGAACAGACUAUUAGGAACAUUCGCCAUUGAAGAGUUUUCUCGCGAUAUCGUCAAGAUAGUGGAGCAGAGAAGAAACAACCCUUCGCUUCGAAGAAACGACGUGCUCCAGUGCCUUCUCGAUGCUGAAGUAAGACCGGAUGAUAAAAGCAAUAACAAAUCAGCGAACAACGUCGCCAUCGAAACCAAAGGCGGUAUCAGAAGGCUUCCAAACCUGACAGAAGAAGAAACAACACUACAUGCAACACUUCUCUUUCUUGGAAGUUUUCAAACUAUAUCAAUAUCACUUUCGUAUACAACUUACCUUUUGGCUAAGCAUCCUGACGUUCAAGAGAAAGUGAGAAAGGAAGUGAACGAGUCAGUUGCAAAAUCGGGCUGUCUUGAUUAUGACACGGUGAUGCACAAACUAAAGUACCUUGGACAAGCGUUGGAUGAAACUCUCCGAAUAUUCCCGCCGUCCCUCGCUUUUAUGACAAGAGUGGCCAAAAAUGAUUUUGAGUAUAAUGGCAUAAAAUUCAAGGCAGGUGUGAGCAUUAUAUCCCCAGUGCUUCAAGUACACAUGGAUCCGAGGUACUGGCCAGAACCCCACAAGUUCGACCCUGAUCGGUUCAGCCCAGAAAAUAUAGAAAACGUCCACAAGAUGGCGUUCCAGCCUUUUGGCCACGGACCCCGCAGUUGCGUCGGAUUCAUGAUGGCCGUUCUCGAAAAUCGCUACACCCUCGCAAGAAUGGUUCAAAGCUUUCGAUUUGAGCUCGGUGAAACUCAGAAGGGGAUGUUGGACAUGGAUCCAUAUGGCAUGAUGUCUACGCCAGCGAACGGCCCGUGGAUUAAGUUUCACAAACUCUAAACGUCAAGAGCUGAAAUAUUUGUGAUACACCGAACACAAAGAAUGGCAUUGAGAACUAACACAUUUAUAUCAAUGAAACCUUGACAAGGUGAAAGAGGAAUUUGUUAUGGCAGAACCGUGCUAAAGAAAAGACCUACAAGUUUGAAUGAACCAGGAAUGGGAAAAUUUUUGUACGCCUAAAAGAGGCUUCUGUUCACAUCGAAGACAAAAGAGACUAAGAAAAAAUUAUGUAAACAGGGAGAGUUCAUUUGAUUCGAUUAAACUCUGGGACUUACACUAGGAAAACUCGAAAGAAUGGGCUUGAGAGGACCAUUUUAUGAUUUUUUCCAUGACCUCCUCACGGACAGAUUGCAAUUGGUGAAAAUAGAAAAUUCUGUUAGUGGUAAAACACAAAGUGAGUGCAGUGUACCUCAAGGAAGCACUUUGGGCCCGUUGCUGUUUAACAUUUACAUAAAUGAGUUAAGCCUACACUACUACACACUACACGCCACUACAGUUUAGAAUCUUCUUAUAUGCAGACGAUACAGUUCUACUAUUAUCAUACAAUAUAUAGGAAAACGCAAUUUCAAUAUUUCAAAAGGACGUGGACAUGUUAUUGCAGUGGUUUUCUGCCAGUAUUAUUCCAGUAAAUAACAACAAAACGAAACGUAUGUGUUUCUGUAAUCCCCAUAAACAGGUAUUUAUUUAAAUUUGAGGCUUGUCAACUCUUGCAAAAGUACAGCAUUUCCAUACGAACAGUCUGUAAAGUGAUUAGGCAUAUUUUUUACGAACAUAUUUUAUGAAACCAUCACAUAAAAUUUAUUUUAAAAAAGUCUUCGCAUACUAUCAGCUUAUCUUCACCGAUUAAAGAGCGUUUAUGAUAUAAAUGUUAGGAAAACUGUUUGUAUGACCUUAGGAGAGUCGAUCUUGCGAUACUGUAUUACUGUUUUCGGUCAGUGUGCAGGAAAUAAAAAGCUAGCAAUAGACAGAUUACUCAAACAGAUGGCGAGUAAAGCUGCGUACGGGACCACAUAUGAUAACAUAGUAAUAGAUAGGAAAAUGAAUGAACUAAAUAUAAUGUAUCCUUCUAAACUAUAUGAACAGGCAUUACUACGAUAAGAGCUCGAAAAUUGAGGUCAAAAAGAGAAAUCUGAGGUACACAGAAAGGUACGUAAUACCCAGAAUAUUUACGAACUACGGAAAGAGAAUAAAACGGCAUUAUAGUCCUUCCCUUUUUAAUAAAUUAACUGAUAGUUUCAUUAGCAUAUCAUCCAUGCGAACGUCAAAGAAAGCUCUUAAAAAGUGGUGUCUAGAAUGAAAAACCUGAUUUUACAUUCUGUUGCUUAGUGUAUAUUUACUGGGUCAAUUCUGUGUUAUGCGAUUUUGAUUUUCAUUUAUUGCUUAUUAUAGUAUGUUUCUAAUGAGGUCGUAUGGUAAUUAGAAUUUGUUAGUAUUUCAGUGAUCAGUUCGUUUUCAUUUGCAUGUGGAGAGUAGUUUAUUUUGCAUGGCGCAAAUAUUGCUGUGUUUUAAAAUUCUGCUUAAUUACUUUACUUAUAGUGUUACUCGUAAUACAGUGUUCUAUUCCUUUUAUUUGUAAAUGUUUUUGGUCUGCCUGGUCCCACGGACAAGCAAUCUUCUUUGCUUUUGUGGGUCAGUUACUGUAAGUACUUUUUUAGAGGAAUAAAAAAAACUUUACUAUUA